This is a messenger RNA of Oncorhynchus nerka (sockeye salmon), 1156 nucleotides long. RefSeq lists its product as uncharacterized. Bases 260 to 1156 code for a protein of 298 amino acids. Lineage: Eukaryota; Metazoa; Chordata; Actinopteri; Salmoniformes; Salmonidae. The transcript is spliced from 8 exons. The record is from RefSeq and is a predicted model, not a curated record.
ACGGAGCGCAGCGCGGCGCGGCCGUGUACCUGCUACUUUCCUUCCACUAUGCGCGUCUCGUCUCGGUGGAGCAAACGCACCAAUCUUAAACGCCCGAUAUCUGCGGUGCGGAACUGUUCUUCUCUCUCUGCACUUGGCUACAGUUUUACAGUUCAAAAAGGCGGUCGACUCUCGUAUAUCUAGGUGGAUGAACGUAUGAUUCUGCCGCACAGUUUGUACUCAGCACAGUAACGUUUAAUGCAAUAUCUAUAGUUUCUUCAUGGCGUCUCAACAGCAGUCAAGAAUUCAGUCUUACCUGGAGAAAAAUAAAAUUGGACCGUUGUUUGAGGAGAUGAUGGCCAGUCUGAUCAGCCAGACCCCAGACCACCCUGUCCCCUUUCUCAUCAGUCACCUGCAGACCAAGCCAGGCAGCCCCGGCAAGCUGCACAGAACACUGCCGGGCUCCGCCGCUCUGUGGGCCCAGAGCGAUGCAGAGAGUAAAGGAGGUCCUGACUUCAGGAGUUACCAGAAGCCCUGGCAGAUCCACCCGAACAAACCCAUGAAAUCCAAUAGUGACCUGGCAGUGUCUAACAUCUCCCUUCCUUCAGCAGAAUCUAAGUCCUUACCGCGAUCUAUUGAGCAGCCGUGGUGGGAAUGGAGGGAGAGAGGAGACUUCGAUGAACUCAACCUCAUCCUGCAGGAGAGCAAGACGCUGGGCAAGGCUCUGGAGAACCUGUCCCGUAGUAUCGCUGUUUCUGAUGAACUUGAUCAGAACCUGGGGGGGUAUAACGCAGUGCUGCAGCCCAGGGUGGUGGGGGAGUGGGUGGGCAGGGAGGAGGAAGACCCGGACCCACUGGCAUCAGAGAUGCUCCAACCCCCAGUCCCCAGGACCAAGACUGAGGCUUGGGGGAGCGCUGAUAGCAGCCCUGCCGGAAGUGUAAAACGAGACACUAAUAGUAAAGGGUUGAAGCAGCAGCAGCAGCACCACAAGAGGCUCCUGGCGGCCAUGUUGUCCCAAGAAUCCUUUGACUCCGCCCAUAGCUCCGCCCCCUCACUCACUGAGGAGGAGAUGGAAGAUGAGGACGACGUCAUGGAGCUGCUGGGUCUGUCUUCUUCCUUCCUGUUCAAUAAUACUAACAACUACAAAAACACAUCAGACCCAAUACAGAUUCACUGA